GAUCCAUAAAAAUAGCACAAUCCUUUGAGGAUGCAGACGCCUCACUCUGCGCUCCCCGGCUCAACCUGCUGCUUUUGUUCUGGAGUCUGAUGUUUUCAUAGUUGUCAAGAGCUCCAGAGAGGAUGAGGAGGCUGCUUGUUCAGAUCCUUUGCAUCGCUGAAGUCCUGCUCUGUGCUGCUGACUCUCCACCACCAAACGAGGACAUGCUGAAAAAGCUGUCUGCUGCAGGGGAGCAGUAUGUUGAUGAGGAAAUAAAGCGGGCUUUACUCGGGGUGAAGCGGGUGAAGGAGAUGAUGGAGAGAAAAGAGGAGAAGCACAGACAUCUUAUGGACGCCUUGAGACACAGCAGUGACAAGAAGAAGGGGGCGAUGCAGCUGGCCCGCGAAACAGAGCACAAACUAGAGGAGGCUGAGAAGCAGUGUCAAGACUUAACCAAAUCUUCCUUUGAGGAGUGUCGACCUUGUCUUGAAGACACAUGUAAGGCCUUCUACACCUCUACGUGUCGCCGUGGCUUCACCUCUUUCUCAUUCAAGGUGGAGGAGUUUUUCAGGAAAAUGGCCGCCCAGCUGGAAGCCACAGAGCAGAAUUAUGAUCAAAAUGAGGAGAACGUCGGUCGCACCAACUCACCUGAGAACCAGGUCGCAGAGGAUGAAGAGGAUCUGGAGCUUCUGCAGGCAGAUGCAUCGUUCAGCCAGCUGCUGUCAAACAUCAGCCUCCUGCACAACCGGAGCGUCGCUCUGGUCAAAAGGAUGCAACAGGUGUUCGGCAGCUCCUUCCUGGCGGCCUUCAACACACAGCUCCAGCCUAGCCCGCUGUCAGCCAUGCAGGGCGGCUUGAGCGCUGGCUUCUUCGGGAUGGUGGGUCUGGACCACAUCGUUGAUUCAGUUUAUGACUUUGGGAGGAAUCUGCUCGAAGAUUUCAGCUCCACAGCAGCUGAAGUCUACGAGGAGGUACAAGAAGCUGAGGAGUACUUCCAGCAAACAAGCAGAGAUACAGGACCACUCUCUGUUUUGGGACAGACCCAGAACAGACUCCUGUGCAGACGACUCCGCAGACAAGCAUCAGAGUGCUGGCAGCUCCAAAGUUUGUGCGAGACAUGUGAAGAUUAUCUCUUAAAGGAGUGUCCCAGUGUGCAGCAGUUACACUCUGAGAUGGAGGAGAUGUACAUGCUGCUCAACGCCUCCCGUCAGCAGUACAACGACAGGCUGCAGCUGGUUCAGAGACACACGGCGGACACACAGCGAUGGCUCGGCGACAUGGAUGACAAGUACGGCUGGGUCAGCCGGCUGUCCAGCAGCACCGUGGACCCACACAACAUCUUCAGCGUGAUCACGGUGAAUCCACAGCAACAGAUGAAGAAUAUCAGACCUGAAGCUGACAGCAUCGUGGCUGUAAUCUUACUGGACUCUGCCCCAAUAACUGUCUCAGUCCCAGCAGAGCUGGAGGUGGAUGACCCUGCUUUUAUCCAGUAUGUAGCUCAGGAAGCUCUGACACUCCAUAAACGGCAGAUACGAGGUCUUGAUCAUGGCACUGUUGUGGCUUAGUUUAUUGUUUGGCUCCCAGCAUCACCUGGCAGAGCUCCAAAUUGAAUUUGAGCAAAAUGAAUUUUGUGCUAAUUUGAAACUGCCAACUUUACGCUGCAACAAAUCCCUGAGCAUUUCUUCAAAUGUAAUCUUAUUCUGAGAAACACAAUGCAAAUGGGAUGAUAUGUUUUAAUCCAAAGUGAUGAGGUAACUAAGAAACCAUUAUGAAUUUCACCCUUCCCUGACUUUGAAUUAAAAGAUUAAUGGAUCCAUAUGCACUGCAUCACUGGUGUUUGUAACCAUAGGAAUAUUAAUAUGGGAAUAUAUAAUAUAACUUUGACUGACUUGUGUUGACUUUUCCAGUUUAAAUUGUGUUCAAUUUUCUUUUUUUUUUCUUUAAUGGAAUAUUCACACAUUCUCGUCAGAUACUGACUGAUGACUCCAGUACCAGUUGUCUUGACCAAAU
Chelmon rostratus (copperband butterflyfish) is the source of this 1989-nucleotide messenger RNA. RefSeq names its product clusterin-like protein 1. Bases 123 to 1544 code for a protein of 473 amino acids. The transcript has 8 exons. Lineage: Eukaryota; Metazoa; Chordata; Actinopteri; Chaetodontiformes; Chaetodontidae. The record is from RefSeq and is a predicted model, not a curated record.